AUGCAAACCAUAGGAAAAUUAAUCUACGAGUAAUUGAAAAAAACAUAUGGUAAUUCUAAAAGUAGUCAAAACAAGAUGAAAUAUCAGUAUUAAGUAUUUUUUUGGAUUUGAGUAGAAUAGAUAGAAACUGAUUGUGGAGAAGUUGUGAAUAUAAAAGGAAUGAAAUAGAGUGAAUUAAUAAAUAAGAUCAACACAGGAUAUUUUGAUUUAAAGAAUUUGCUCUUCUAUUUAUUUUUCAAGUAAUUUGAAAGGAUAGGAGUGUUAAUUUAUUAUGUUGUAAUGAUUGUACAUUUUUGCACUUUAAAAAUAAAGUAAUAAUUAAGUAAUAUUUUAGUUAAGAGGAUUUAGUGGUUUAUAUAUUGCCAUUAUCAAUGCAUUAUGUUUUAUAAAUAACAAAGGCAUUUUAUUUUGAUUAUAGAAAAAUGGAAUACGAUAAGAAAACAAAUCAUAGAGAGGUUACAAGAUACCGGAGAUUAAAGAAAGAAAUUAAUCAAGGGAGUAAGUAAUAAAUAAAUGUUUAACAAAAUGAAAAUUUACCUAUAUCGAAAGAACCAUAAAUUGUAAUAUAAAAAAAUGAAAUGUAAAAAAAACCUCAUUCAGUUUAGUCAGGUAGGAAAAAAGAAAGGCUAUUGCUUUAUGAAAAUAUUCAAUGGUAGCAGUUGGAAGUUGGUGAUUUAAUUUAUUUAAAAAGAAAUGAGGUUUGUCCUGCAGAUAUUUUAAUUAUUGAUGUAUCUGAUGAUAUAGUUGGAAUUUCAACAUAAUAAUUAGAUGGUUCAACUUUAGAAGAUGUAAGAUAACCAACAUAAUUAACAAUGCUAAAAAACGGUAAAUAUAAAGCUUAAGGUUUUGAUUACAAAAAGAUAAUGACUGGUUAAAUUCAAUUUGAUAAAGAUUUAAAUAGGAAUAUUUUUGGUUAUAUAAAAUUAAAAAAGGACCCUAAGGGAGAAAAUUUUAAUAGACAAAAUAUAAUUAAAAGAGAAGAACAAUUGAAAACAUGUUAAUACUUGAUUGGAUUAGUAUUGUUUGUAGGAUAAAAAUGUUUAUGUUAUGAUAAUUUGAAAAUGGUAGAAAAAAAGUCUUUUUUUGUUUAAAAAUCCAGAAUGUUUUUUGCAUUAACUUUGAUUAUUAGCAUAAUACUAACAUUUAUUAGUUGGUUGAUUGCAUCAUUUCAAGUUUGUAGAAAUGAAUAUUAAGAAGCAAUGUUUGAUAGUAUUACAUUAAUUUUUUAUAUGAUUCAGUAUUUGAAGACAACUCCAAUUUAUUUUUAUAAUUGUAUAGAUUUAAUUGAAAUGGGAUAUGCUCAUUUUAAAUAUAGAAAAUCUAAAUUAAAUAGAUAAUUUGAUACUAAAAUAAGGGUAGCCAAUAAUGGAAGUAAUAAUUAAAAUAUAUAACAAUAAUCCAUAAUUUAUUAAUAAUUGAAUUCUGUUUCAAUAGGUGAUUUAGUAAUGACAGAAUAUGUAUGUUUUGAUAAGACAGGUACAUUAACAACUGGAGAAUUUAGAGUUAGAUCAAUUAUAAUAGAAGACAUGAUGUAUAAAUUCGGUUAAAAAAAGGUACAAAAUGGAUGGUAGUUAUAUAAAGAUAAUUUAAAAUAAUAAUUAAAAUAAAAUCCAAAUUUUAGAAUUAUUGAACAAGAAGAAUAUUCUGAUGAAUAUAUUGGUAUUGAUUAACGAAUGAAAAUUAGAAAAAAUAGUUGUAAAAAUACUAUAUAACUUACAAAAUCAAUUAGUAAAUCAUAAAAUCUUAAACAAAGAUCAACAUUUUUACAUUAAACAUUACUUAAAGAUGAAGAUACAUAAUAAAACAACAAUUUUAAAUUUAAUAGUAAUAAUAAGACUUAAGCUUUUCAAUCUAUAUAACAAUCCGGAAUGUUAAGUAAAUCUGAAUUAGAUAGUGCAAAUUUUAAGAAUUCUGAUGGUAAUAUUUCUGAUUUAAUUGGACAUAAUAUUGUGGAAAAUUUAAAGCCAGAAGAUUUAGAUGAUACUCAUUGUAAAAUUACAUAGGAAAUGAAGGGGAAUAAGCCUAAACCAUUUUUUAAUAAAUCAAUAGCAAUAAAUUAAUCACUUUCAAUUUAAUAGUCUCCAUGUUAAAGUCAAUUUGAAGAAAUUUAAUUAAUUCCUAUUGAAGAUAAAUUAUCUAUGAAUAGUGACAGAUAAAAAAAAGGAUAAAGUGAAAGUGAGGCAAUAAAAAAAGAAGAACCAAGAUAAAUAAAAAUGUAAUCUUCUGUUGUUCACAAGAAUAAUAAGUUUUCAACUUAAUUUUUUCAGUUUGAAGAAGAAUAAGCUGAAAUUGCUUUUCUUAAGGAUUAAGAAUUUUAUUAAAAAUUAAUUAUAGGAUAAGCUUAAAUUUAUUAUUAGGAAGCAGUACUAUCUUUAUUAUUAUGUUAAGAAAUAAUAUCUAAAUUUAUGCAAUAUGAUGAUCAAUUUAUACAUAAUUCAACUUAACAUAUUUUUGAUUAAGAAUUAAUGAGAUUUGCUAAUAAUUUCGAUAUCAAAUUUAUUUGUACAAAUGAAUAAAGUGGUAGAAUAACUUAUAUAAUAGAAAUUUUUGGAGAAAUUCAUGAAUUUUAGGUUUUGGCAAUAAAUUAAUAUUCACAACUACAUCCAAGAUUAGGUGUAUUGAUUUAAUAUCCAGAUAAAUUGGCUGAAUAAUUUUAAUUUUCUAAUGAUAAUGAAUAAGAAGAUGAGCUAAUUAAUUCAGUUUUGAUUGUAAGAGAAGAAUUUAAUCAAAUUCCAUCUUAUAUUGAUAUAGAUAAAAGCAGUAGAGAAUAUUGGGAUAAAGUAUUUGUAAAAUUACAUAUGGCUGGAAUGAGAACAGUUGUUUAUUCUAAAAUUUAUUUAAGAGAGAAUGAAAAAACAGAUUUCCUUGAUAGAUAUUAAGAUAUCAAAUUUUCUCAAGAUUAAAAUGAAUUGAUUUAAUUAUUUAAUAACAUGGAGAAAGAUAUGUAAAUAAUGCAUGUUUUAGGUAUUAAAGAAAAGAUUAGACCAGAUGUUAAACCUUUGAUUUAAUAAAUGAAAUAAGCAGAUUUAAGUUUAUUUUUACUAUCAGGUGAUGAGCUAAAUAGAGUUUUACCUGUUGCAUAUAAAUCUAAAAUAUUAUCAACUACAGACUAAUUAAUAUACAUAGAUUCCGAUAAUGCUAAAUUAGUAAUCAAAAAUUAAUUAGCUUAAAUGGCUAAAUAAUUUUAAAACAAUGAUUCUAAUAAUAUAAAUUCUAAUGUUAAUCCUAUGUAAUAAUCUAAAGCUUUAAGACUUAAUUCUUUAUCUGAUAAUAAAUAACUUUAUAAGAGUGUUGAUUUAAAUUAAAAUUUAGAAAUUAAAUAACUAGGUAAGAGUCAACAAAUUCAAUCUUAACUUUUCGCAGAAAUCAAAGCUUACUCAAUAAUCUUAAGUGGAGAAUAAUUUAAAAUAAUAUCAGAAGAUAGUGUAUUACUUGGUCAUUUAAUAUUUCUCCUUUAUUUUUGUAAUUCACUGAUUGCUUACAAAUUUAAUGCAUUUGAUAAAGCAGAAAUCAUAAAAAUAAUUCAAACUUAAUUUCAAGGUAAUAAAAAAGUUUUAGCAAUUGGGGAUUCAUUUAAUGAUAUUCAAAUGUUUAGAUAGGCUAAUAUGGGUAUUCAAUUAUUUCACAUACCAACAAGUUAUUUAAAUUAUAAAUUAAGUACUAAACUUAAAGUUAAUUAGAGAUUAUCUAUGAAUAAGAUUUUGGAAAAUCCUCUUAAGAAAUUUAAUUGUAUAAAGGAUGUAUAAAAAAUGCCUACUUCAGAUAUUUGUAUAAGCAGUUUUGAAGAUUUAUGUGGAUUGAUUUUUUUUGAGAGUAGAAUUUUAGCUGAAGUUUAUGACGAUUUAUUGGUUUUCUCAUUUUAUAGAUCCUUAUUAAUUUUAUAUUGUUUAUUUUUCAUGUAUUCAACUAAUUGUUCAUAAAAUUAUCAAUUAAUUGAGGGUAGUUGGUUAACUGUUUAUUAAAGUUUGAUGUUAAUUUUACAAUAAGUAGCAAGUUUAGUAUCUAAGCUAAAUUAAAACUAUUAUGCAGAUUCUAAAAUGUAUCAAGAAUAAUUUAAAAUAAAUAUAAAAACUUUUAAAAAGAAAAAAGUAAUAUAAUUUUUAUUUAAAAUUAAUGGAAAUGCUUUGCUUGAUGCACUAUUACUAUGGUUAGCCUGUUCUAUUUUAGAUUAUAAUAAAACUUAGAUUGUAAUAAUAAGAUAAAUGUUAUUAUUAUUAUUGAUAGGAAGUGAUAUUGUAAAAUUAUGUGUUUCAACAGUUUAAAAGAUGACUGCUUUGACAAUUUUAUUAUUUGCAUAUUUAGUUUGUUGGCUUACGAUGUCAUUAUUAUCAGUGAAAUAUUCAUUUGAUGAAAAUAUUGAAACUUUUGAAGAUUUAUUUAUUGAAUCAAGUUCAUGGUUUAUAUUUUUUUUAUAUAUAUUUGCUUAAUUAUGUUUAAGUACAUGCAUUGAAGUAAUAUAACCAUUGUUUUGUUAAAGUUUAAUAAAAAGUUAGAAAUGUUAUGAUGAAAUAUUUAAAAUAUAUUAAAAAUUAAAUAUAAAAAGUAAUGAUAGUAAGAAGAAGCAUCAUAAUUUAAUAAAAAGGAUAGCAGUUAUAGCUGGUAAGAUAUUUAAAAGAAAUAAUGAUGAUUUAGAUAUAUCAAUUUAGGAGAUGGUUUCUGGAUCAAAUUUAAAAGUAAAUUAAGAUAAAGUGAAUCCAUUUACAUUAAAAUUCAUGAAUAAAGAUACUGAGAUGAAAUUCAAAAGAUUAUAAAAAAUUUUAUUGUUGAAAUUGGAGAAAUACAAAUUAAUGUUUACUCUUUUAUUUUUAGAAAUAGUAACAUUAAUAUUAUUUGUAUCAUACAAUAUAAAUAAUUUUCAAGGUACUUUAUACUUUAUGUCAUACAUAAUGGGUAUAGCAUUAGAAUUAGUAUUAUUAUCAUUAGUAUGUUCUAACAUCUACUCAAAACACUUUUUUUUUAUAAAUUUGACAAUUGUAAGUAUUAGAUGCUUAAUAAAAUUUAUAUGUGAUAUGGGGACAAAUGAAAGUAAAGGAAUAUAUGAAAUAUUGAUAACUUAAAAUUAUAUAGUGAUUGUAUUAUAAUGUAGAAUACAUUUACCAAUUGUUAAUUUUAUUUUAGUAUUGAUAGUAAUGAUAGGUUUUAUAAAGAAUUAUUCAAUAGUAGAUUUUGGAAUAAGUUAAGUAACAUAUUUUGUUGUAAUAAAUGGAGAAGUAAUAACGAUAGCAACAAGUAUAUUGUUUAUGGCAUUGCAAUAUAAAUUGAUAAGAUUAGAGAGGGAAGACUUUAUGUUGGAUGUAACAUUGAAUUAGGAGACAUCAAAUAUGACUAAUGUAUUAUCUAUUUUAUUGCCUAAGUUUAUAAGAGAUAGAAUAAAUGCAAGUAAAAUUAUAUAAAAUUUUAGAGGGUAUGUUUGAGAUAGCUGAGAAUCAGGGUAAUGUUUCAAUAGUAUUUUGCGAUAUAUGUGGAUUUGAUGAUUUAAUAUAAAUAGAGAAGGAGAAUGUAGUUAAAAUAUUAGAUGGAUUAUUUAGAUCAUUUGAUUUAUUAUGUGCUUAAAAUGGUAUGCAAAAGAUUGAGACUGUUGGUAAAACAUAUAUGGCUGCUGGAGGUCUAAAAGCAGUUGAUUAAGGAACUAAAUUUAACAAUUAAAAUUGUGUAAAAAGAGUAAGACUUUAUUGAUAUCUGAUAGGCUGUAUAAUUGUCAUUAGAAAUGAUGGAACAUACUAAAAAAGUCAAAUAUGGUUAAAUUGGUUAUUUGAUAAUUAAAAUAGGUAUUCAUUAUGGUAGAGUUAUUGCUGGUGUUAUUGGUCAUCAUAAACCUUAAUUCUCAUUAAUUGGUGAUACUGUUAACACUACUAGUAGAGUUUGUUCUACUGGAUAAGAUGGUUAAGUAACAUUAUCUAAUGAAGCUUAUUAAGAAAUUAACAUGCCAGAUUUAUAAUUUACAUAAAGAAAAGUUGCUGCUAAAGGAAAAGGUGAAUUAAUCACUUAUUAAGUUAGUAAAGAUAUUAAAAGAAAUAAUCAAAAAAAAAAUGUUAAAAAAAGAGGUUUCAUUCUCAAAAAUGAAGAACAUAAUUAAUUCAUGUUUUCUCCUUAAGUAUCUUUACAAAUUUAAUAAACAUAAACUUAAACUAAUUUAAUUUAAUCAAACUUAAAUUCAUCUUUUGUUUAAAAUUCUCAAAAAAGAUAAAAUAGUUUAGUUGUUAAUAAAUUAGAUAAAUUAGAUGAUAACUCUAAUUACAAUCAAUAAUAAUAAUAAUAAGAAUAAGAAAUUUUAUAAUAAUAUUCAUCUAAGUAAUCUAUACCUGCUUAGUAAGAAUCCUUUUAAGAUACAAAUAAAUUAUAAGAAAAUAGAAAAUAGUUUUAAAGGAAAUAGAAUUAAAGAUAGACUCUAUUGAUAAGAGGAUUAUCAUAAGCUGCUUAGACAUAAGGAUUAAUCAAAAUUGAUAGUAAUCAAAAUAUUUAAUUUGAACCUGAUUAAGAUAAUAGUUGUUUUGAGAAAGAAAUACAUGGAUCUUAUGUUGAAAAAUCUAAUUUACUAUCAGACAUUUCAUAAAAAUUAAGAAAAGAAUUAUAAAUAGAUUUAAUUGAUGAUUUCCCAGAUUAUGAAAUUGAAUUUGAUAAAUUUAAAGCUUUUUUAGAAGAUGAUAACAGCAAUAUUAUUAGUGAAUCAUUACAAUUAGAAAGUAAGAAAUUAUAUCUUGGUUUCAAAGAUAAUUAAUUUCUCUUAGCCAAAGAAUUUACAUAGUAGAUUUCUGAAGGUAGGAAUAUUGUAUUAAUUACAAUUUAUUUGCACUUUUUAUAAUACUUAGCUAAAACAUUAACUUUUUUUAUCAUAUAAUAUAAUCAAAUCUUUAAAUAUACUAAUCUCAUUAUAGUUAUUAGAUUAUUGGCUGUCUUACUACUUUUAGUUUUAGCUUUGUCUUAAAAUAAGAAAUUGAAACAUUUAUUAUAUAAGAGUAAAUAUUUUUUAGGAAUCUAUAUAAUUUUAAUGUUAAGCAUUUUAUUAGAAUUUAUUUUACUAAAGAGUUAAGAUCUUAUAGAAUUGUAAGCAUCUGAAGGAAUUUUAUUGCUUUGCUUUUUUUGGUCCUUUUAGAUUGUUCUUAUUAAAUUUAAAUUAAUUUUUAUGUUAGUUUUCUGUUUUGCAUAAAUACUAAUUGUACUAAUUAAAUUUCAUUGUUGGCCUAUUGUCUAUUAUACAAUAUUUUAAGGAAUCUUAAUGUUUUCAGUACAUUAUAAUAUGUUUUAUUAAGAUUUAAAUACUUUUAAUAAUAAGAGAUCUUUAGGAUUGAAGAAAAGUUAAUCUGAAAAUUUAGUUAAAUAUCUUUUACCUAAUCAUAUAUUAAAAUAAUUCUUAUCUAAUAAUUAAAGAGCCUUUUUAGUUGAAUAAUUAGAAGAUGCAACAUUAUUAUUUGCAGAUAUAGCUGGAUUCACUGAAUAUUCUAGUAAAGUUGAACCAGAAUAAGUUGUAAAUAUGCUUAGAAAUCUCUUUACAGAAUUCGAUAAAUAAUGUUUAACUUAAAAUACAUAUAAGUUAUACACUAUUGGUGAUUGUUAUGUUGCUUUAGGAAUCAUGGAUAUUUUAUAGAGAAAUCCAGCAUAGGAAGCUAAAAAUAUAGUAGAAUUAGGAUUUGGUAUGAUAGAAAUUAUAAGGAGUGUUAGAUAAAUAAUAGGAUAUGAUGGAUUAGAUAUGAGAAUAGGGAUUCAUACAGUAAUUAUAAUAAACAAUAAUUUUAUAGGGUAAAGUAAUAGCAGGUAUUCUUGGGACAGAAAUAGUGAGAUAUGAUGUAUAUGGUGCAGAUGUAAUGAUAUCAAAUAAGAUGGAAUCAAAUGGUGAGAGAGGAAGAGUUUAAGUUUCAGAAGAGACAAAAUAAUUACUGGAAUCUGAAUAUCCAGAUGAAUUUAAUUUCAGUUUAAAUAAAAUGAUAGAGUUUAAAUCAAUAAAUAGAUAAACGAAUGGAUAUUUUGUAGUAAAAAAUGAGAGUGGAUUAGAAGGUAGUAAAUAAUAAUAAAGUGGAAUGAAUGUUUGA
This is a messenger RNA of Paramecium sonneborni, 8027 nucleotides long. NCBI's taxonomy places the organism in Eukaryota, Ciliophora, Oligohymenophorea, Peniculida, Parameciidae. The record is from the annotation of a GenBank genome assembly.